AUGCCGGAGAUCAAUCGAGACCCAGAUGCCGACAUGGUUUUGAGCCUUGUGGACCUGGUGCGCUAUCCCAUCGCGGACCUGGAAAGCGGCAAAGGCGCUGCGUUUCUGAAGGCCUGUCAGGACCAGAUGGAGGAGCACGGCUGGUGCAAUCUGGACGGGUUCGUCCGCCCCGAGGCCCUGGAAGCUUUGGCCGGGGAAUCCAACGCUUUGUUGCCGUGCGCCGAGGUUCUGACCAUCAAGCGCAACAUCUAUCAAGGCGCGAUUGAUCCGACGCUGCCCAAAGAUGACCCGCGCCGGAAGGAAUAUACACAUGUGGCGACGCAACUGGCGGAUGAUCAACUGCCGGAUGACACGCUCAUUCAACGGCUCUAUCAGUCCGAGCUUCUGACUGAUUUCGUUCGCCGUGUGCAAAAGAAAGAGGUGCUCCAUCGCUGUGCCGAUGAAUUCCAGGCGCUGAAUGUCGUCGCCCUGCACCCCGGCAGUUGGCAUGCCUGGCACUACGAUACGACGGAAUGCACCGUGACGCUGCUGCUGCAAGCGGCUGAAACCGGGGGUGAAUUCGCUUUUCUGCCGAACUCGCGCACCGCUGAAACCGAAGACCGCGAGGCUGUUGAUCGGUUGCUUGCCGGUGAUAUGUCCCAUGCAAAGACAUUCGGUCGUAGCGCCGGCACAUUCACUCUGUUUCGCGGCGGCUACUCUUUGCACGGGGUGACCGAAGUCGAAGGGGCGAUCCCGCGCGUCACUGCCAUCAUGACCUACGACGAACAAGAAGGCCGAGUGAUCAGCGACGACAUCAACAUGCGCAUCUAUGGCGAUCGCGUCAAAAAGAUCCUCGCGGAUCGCGCAGCUACCAGCAUCAACGCAUAA
Molecule: messenger RNA, 867 nt
Organism: Effrenium voratum
Lineage: Eukaryota; Dinophyceae; Suessiales; Symbiodiniaceae
Source: the annotation of a GenBank genome assembly